Entrophospora candida is the source of this 1101-nucleotide messenger RNA. NCBI's taxonomy places the organism in Eukaryota, Fungi, Glomeromycota, Glomeromycetes, Entrophosporales, Entrophosporaceae. The record is from the annotation of a GenBank genome assembly.
AUGUUGACUAAAAAAGUUUCUUCAGGAGAAAAUUCAAUUUUUAAUUACGAUAAUAUAAACAAGAAAUUUAUUAUUAAAGGUGAAGAUGUUAGUGAUGGUGAUAAUGAUGAGGAGGAUAGUGAUGAGGAGGAGUUAUGGUUAAUUAAAUUGCCAGGAAAUGUUAAUAAAUCAGAUUUUAAAGGGUUAACGAUUAAAUUACCGGAAGAAGAUAAGGCAAAAUUUAAGAAAACAAUAUCAGGUGAUGAGUACAGUUUAAAAAAAGAACGAUAUGAAUUUGAAGUGUUUCAACUUUUUAUUAGUAAUAGUAAUAAUCAAAUAACAUUAUCAAAUCAUAAAUUAACGUUAAAAACAAUGAAAGAAUUUGAAAUCUUAUUACCAAAUCCUAAAGGAGCAGAUGGUGGUUUGACAUUAUCAAAAAGAAAACCAGAUCGUUACUUUAAUGUGCAGCUUAAUUACAAUCUGUCCAAUACUAAAAAUAAAAUUAAUAAUGGUGUUGAUAAAGAGGGUAAAAGUGAUAAUAUGUUGUCAAAAAUACCCGAGCAUCCACCAGAAAUAUAUAUUGAAAGAAAAAUCGUAACACCAUAUCAAGAAAUCAGGCAAGAAUAUAUGAAAUGUUAUGAAGCUGAACAUAAUAAAUAUUUAGAGAAGUUAGAAAAGAAAUGGAAGAUUAGUAGAUGGAAUAAAAGAUUUAAAAAACAUCUUAAUGAAGAGAAAAAAGAAAUGAAGAAAUGGCGCAAAGAAUUUCAAAAUGCUGUAAUGAACUCACAAAAAGAAUUUUAUGAGAAACUUGGAGAACUUAAAUUGGAGGGGAAGGAAGUUAAAAAGGAAGAGGAGGAUGAUACUAAUACUUGGCUAGAAAAUUUAAAACGUAAAUUGGAUGAUGAUGAUGAUGGAUUCGAACAAUUAUUAAAUCUAAAGAAAAAUCAAGAAAAGAAACGGGUUAGAAAGGAAAAGGAAGAGCAAACAAAAGCAUUAGAAACUUGGAGACUUGAAUAUUCUGGUCUACCUAGAUAUAAACCACCAGAAACAUGGUGGGCAAAAAAGAGAGAUAAGAUCAUGAAGGAAGCCAUGAAGAAAAUUCCACCAAAGAAGCAAAAAUAA